Molecule: messenger RNA, 10564 nt
Organism: Rana temporaria (common frog)
Lineage: Eukaryota; Metazoa; Chordata; Amphibia; Anura; Ranidae
Gene: NRXN3
Product: neurexin 3
Exons: 25
Coding region: 355-5526 (1723 amino acids)
Source: RefSeq, a predicted model, not a curated record
AGUGUGGGCGGUCCCGGGCGGGGCGCUGGCGGAGUGUGCGGAUGCCGGAGCCGCUGUGCAGAGUUGAGGCUGGAGCUGAUCCCGAGCGGAGGAGAGACGAGAGAGCGCGAGGAGCCCGCCGGACAUCACCGUACAGAAGUGAGUCUGUAAGAGAGACCCUUGAAGGACCCAGAACGGUUUCUGCACAUCUAGAACGACUGUGAGAGAACACUGUUCUUAUGAAGCGUGGUCUGGGCGGUGGAACAAGAGCAUCUUCCUGCUCUCUUCUCUGAGAACCUGGAUUUUCCUCUUCUUCUUCCUUCUCUCUUCCCUGCAGUUCCUCCUCCAGUUUCCGCUUCUCUCCUGCAGACCACCAUGUCCUCCUCCGGCCUUCACUCACUCACCUUCACUUUCAGCUUAAGUUUUCUCCUGGGCUCCAUCUUGGGGCUCAGCCUGGGACUUGAAUUCAUGGGCCUGCCCAACCAGUGGGCCCGCUACUUGCGUUGGGAUGCCAGCACCCACAGUGAACUCAGCUUCCAGCUCAGGACCAAUGUCUCCACCGGCCUUCUCCUUUACUUCGAUGACGGAGGUAUCUGCGACUUUCUCUGCCUGUCCCUGGCGGACGGCCGGGUCCAGCUGCAGUUUAGCAUUGACUGUGCCGAAACCACGGUGCUGAGCGACAAGGCGAUCAACGACGGCGGUUGGCACUUCGUGAGGGUGAGCCGCAAUAAAUUGAGGACCACACUGGUUCUAGAUGGAGAAGUCAAACCCGGGGAGGUCCGGCCACAGCGGCAGCACAUGAAUAUUGUCAGCGACCUCUUCUUGGGCGGUGUUCCCGAGGAUAUCCGCUCCGACGCCUUGACCUACAGCUCCAUCCAAGACGUUCCCACCUUUUCUGGAUUUUUAUCUGACCUUAAGUAUGGAAACUCGGAGCCGAAGCUGCUGGGAAGUCAAGGCGUCCGCCUGGAUCAGGAGGGUCUGUGCACGGAGAACCCUUGUGAGAACGGAGGCGCUUGUCUUUUGUUGAACGGCGAGCCCACCUGCGACUGCAUGGCAACCGGAUAUGUGGGCAAGUUCUGCUCUGAAGAUGCCAAUGACCUGCCAGGGCUGGCCCAUAUUAUGAUGGAAGACCAAGCUAGAGGCAAAGCCCGAGAAGAGAACGUGGCCACUUUCCGCGGCUCGGAGUACCUGUGCUACGACCUGUCGCAGAACCCCAUCCAGAGCAGCAGCGACGAGAUCACCCUGUCCUUCAAAACCCGCCAAAGGAACGGGCUCAUCCUGCACACGGGCAAGUCAGCCGACUACGUCAACCUGGCGCUGAAGGGCGGAGCCGUGUCCCUGGUCAUCAACCUGGGCUCCGGCGCUUUCGAGGCCAUCGUGGAGCCGGCCAACGACAAGUUCAAUGACAAUGAGUGGCAUGACGUCAAGGUGACUCGGAACUUACGCCAGCACUCAGGCAUUGGACACGCUAUGGUAAACAAACUACAUUGUCUGGUCACCAUAUCGGUGGAUGGGAUCCUGACCACAACCGGCUACACCCAGGAGGAUUACACCAUGCUGGGCUCCGACGAUUUCUUCUAUGUUGGGGGGAGUCCGAGCACGGCCGACUUACCGGGGUCCCCUGUCAGCAACAACUUCAUGGGCUGCCUAAAAGAGGUUGUGUAUAAGAAUAACGACAUCCGCCUUGAGCUUUCCCGCCUGGCCCAAAUAGGAGACACCAAAAUGAAGAUCGAGGGUGGUGUGGUCUUCAAGUGUGAGAACGUGGCCACACUGGACCCGAUCAGCUUCGAGAGCCCCGAGGCCUACAUCAGCUUGCCUAAGUGGAACACCAAACGCAUGGGCUCCAUCUCCUUCGACUUCCGCACCACCGAGCCCAACGGCCUCAUCCUUUUCACCCACGGAAAGCCUCAGGACCGCAAGGACGUUCGCAGCCAGAAGAACACCAAAGUGGAUUUCUUUGCGGUGGAGCUUCUGGAUGGUCACCUCUACCUCCUGUUGGACAUGGGUUCCGGCACCAUCAAGGUGAAAGCCACCACCAAGAAGGCAAACGAUGGCGAGUGGUGCCACGUGGACAUCCAGCGCGAUGGCAGAUCAGGCACCAUCUCCGUGAACAGUAAACGCACUCCAUUCACCGCCAGCGGGGAGAGCGAGAUUCUGGACCUGGAAGGGGACAUGUACCUGGGGGGCCUCCCCGAGAACCGCGCCGGACUCAUUCUGCCCACCGAGUUGUGGACGGCCAUGCUGAAUUAUGGUUACGUUGGCUGCAUCCGCGACCUGUUCAUUGACGGUCGAAGCAAGAACAUCCGCCAGCUAGCGGAGGCGCAGAAUGCCGCCAGCGUGAAAUCUUUCUGUAACCGCGUGAGCGGCAAGCAGUGUGACAGCUACCCCUGUAAGAACAACGCCGGCUGCCGGGAUGGCUGGAACCGCUUUGUGUGUGACUGCACCGGAACCGGGCACUGGGGCCGCACCUGUGAAAGGGAGGCCUCCGUCCUCAGUUAUGAUGGCAGCAUGUACAUGAAGAUCGUCAUGCCGGUGGUGAUGCAUACAGAAGCUGAAGAUGUUUCCUUACGUUUCAAGUCUCAGAGAGCCUAUGGGCUACUGGUAGCCACAACCUCUCGGGAUUCAGCCGACACGCUGCGGCUUGAGCUGGAUGGAGGGAAAGUUAAGCUCACGGUCAACUUAGACUGUAUCAGGAUAAACUGUAACUCCAGUAAGGGGCCAGAGACUCUGUAUGCGGGGCAGAAGCUGAAUGAUAAUGAGUGGCACACAGUGAGAGUGGUCCGGCGAGGGAAGACCCUAAAACUGACCGUGGAUGAUGAUGUAGCAGAAGGUACUAUGGCGGGUGACCACACCCGCUUGGAAUUCCACAACAUUGAGACUGGCAUCAUGACGGAAAAGAAAUUUGCUUCGGCCGUGCCCUCUAAGUUCAUCGGGCAUCUCCAAAGCCUAAUGUUCAACGGCUUGCUGUACAUCGACCUGUGCAAGAAUGGCGAUAUCGACUUCUGCGAACUGAAAGCACGGUUUGGCCUGCGCCCUAUCAUUGCUGACCCUGUCACCUUUAGGACCAAGGCCAGCUACCUGACCCUUUCCACCCUUCAGGCCUACACCUCCAUGCAUCUCUUCUUCCAAUUCAAGACCAUCUCAUCCGACGGCUUCAUCUUGUUCAACAGCGGGGACGGCAAUGAUUUCAUCGCAGUGGAGCUGGUGAAGGGGUACAUCCACUAUGUGUUUGAUCUUGGAAAUGGCCCUAACGUCAUCAAGGGGAACAGCGACAGGCCACUGAAUGACAAUCAGUGGCAUCAUGUGGUCAUUACCCGAGACAACAGUAAUACGCACACACUGAAGGUGGAUGCCAAGUCCGUCACGCAGGUCAUAAAUGGAGCUAAAAACCUUGAUCUAAAAGGUGACCUGUACAUUGCUGGUUUGAAGCAGAGCAUGUACAGCAACUUGCCAAAACUGGUGGCCUCUCGGGAAGGCUUCCAAGGCUGCUUGGCCUCUGUGGACCUCAACGGACGCCUACCAGACUUGAUCAAUGACGCUUUGCACCGCAGUGGGCAGAGUGAACGUGGAUGUGAAGAUGCUUUGACCAAAGCUAAUCUACAAGGUCCCACCACCACCUGUCAGGAGGACUCCUGUGCCAACCAAGGCGUCUGCAUGCAGCAGUGGGAAGGAUACACCUGCGAUUGCUCCAUGACGUCCCACUCAGGUCCCCAGUGCAACGACCCUGGGGCGACUUACAUAUUUGGGAAGAGCGGAGGGCUUAUCCUGUACACCUGGCCUCAUAACGACCGGCCCAGCACACGCACUGACCGUCUGGCGGUGGGAUUCAGCACUACGGUGAAAGACGGAAUCCUUGUGCGCAUUGACAGCGCUACCGGGCUGAUGGAUUUCCUACAGCUUCACAUAGAGCAAGGCAAAGUUGGCGUGAAAUUUAACAUAGGUUUGAUGGACAUCUCUAUCCGGGAAGAGAGUACUCCGGUGAAUGAUGGUAAUUAUCACGUGGUAAAAUACACCCGGAAUGGAGGCAACGCAACCCUACAAGUGGAUAACUGGCCUGUGAACGAGUACUACCCUGGAGGGAACACCGAACUCCACCAAAAACCGAAACUGUCCUAUAAAUUGCCCCGGAAUCCGGAUGAUGGUCAGCAGGAUAAAGGGCUCAUUAUCUCAGGAAUGGAAGAUGGCACAAGACUUCUGAAUCCUGAGUUCAAGAGAGUGGGAACUGGCGUGGCAAAAGGACGGCCACUGACCAUCUUCAACACUCAAGCAACGAUAGCCGUUGGCGGAAAGGACAGGGGAAGGCCGUUCCAAGGGCAGCUUUCAGGCAUCUAUUACAACGGCCUUAAGGUUCUCAACAUGGCUGCUGAGCACAAUCCCCACAUCAACAUCAGCGGCAGUGUGAGGCUGGUAGGAGAGGUUCCAUCUAUGGGGACAACGCCAACCACUUCUAUGCCUCCGGAACUUUCCACCACCAUUAUGGAGACCACAACAACGUUGGCAACUACCACGACGAGAAGGAACCGGUCGUCUCCAGGAUCCAUGCCAACAGAUGAUAUUGUGUCAUCGGCAGAAUGUUCUAUCAGCAGUGAUGACGAAGAUGCUGCAGAAUGCGAUACUGGCACAGGAGGUGAAUUAGUUAUACCUGUCUUAGUAGAGGAUCCCUUAGAUACCCCUUCAAUAGCUACACGUACCCCUUCCAUCAUUCUCCCCCCUACCUUCCGACCACUCCUCACCAUAUUUGAGACCACCAAAGAUUCCCUGUCUGUGACCCCUGAGGCGGGGUUACCUUGCUUGUCGGACCAAGGCAGCGAUGGUUGUGAUGAUGAUGAUGGCUUGGUGAUAUCGGGGUAUGGCUCAGGGGAAACCUUUGACUCUAACCUGCCCCCUACCGAUGACGAAGAUUUUUACACCACCCUCUCCUUGGUAACAGAUAAGAGCCUUUCCACAUCAUUCUUCGAUGGUGGCUUCAAAUCACAGGCGCCCAAAUGGGGAUCAAAGGACUUUAGACCUAACAAAGCCUCCGAACCUGGUAGGACUUCUACCACAAGUUUGCCCCCUGAGCUGAUACGCUCCACGUCUUCAUCUGGGAUGGUGCCCAUGGUGCCAGCCGGCAAAAUGAAUAACCAUGAGCUCAAACCCCAGCCCGAUAUAGUCUUGCUACCGUUGCCCACUGCCUACGAGCUAGACAGCACAAAGCUCAGGAGUCCGCUAAUAACAUCCCCCAUGUUCCGUAAUGUGCCCACAGCAAACCCUACGAUGCCGGGAAGCAGACGGGUCCCGGGGGCUUCUGAGGUGGUCCGGGAGUCCAGCAGCACGACGGGAAUGGUCGUCGGCAUUGUGGCAGCCGCUGCUCUCUGCAUCCUGAUUCUCCUGUAUGCCAUGUACAAGUACAGAAACAGGGACGAGGGGUCCUACCAGGUGGACGAGACAAGGAAUUACAUCAGCAACUCCGCUCAGAGCAAUGGGGCCCUUGUGAAGGAGAAACAACAUAGCUCGAAGAGCGGCCACAAGAAGCAGAAAAAUAAGGACAAGGAGUAUUAUGUGUAAAAUAACACUGAAUAUUCAUAUAUAUGUAAUCAAAGCAAAUACAGAUGUGAACUGACAAAAAAAUAAAUCAGCAAAGGCAAAAUGUACAUUGCCAUUGAUAUGUAGAAAUAUAAUUAUGUAAAGGGUAGAAGCAGCAAAUGUCAAGAGUGAAAGCUGGAGCAGAAGCAUCAGCCUACGACAGAGAGCUGCUAUCAUUCUACCCUAAGCUGGACAAAGCUAACUUUCUACUCAACUGUAAUAUAAAGCACACUUAACUCUUCUGUUUGCCAUGAAUGGCAAAAUAAAACAUGAAAAACAUGUACACAAACCAACGAACAAGAAAGUCUAGUGACCUCCAGCUAUCAGUUCUAGGGCUCUCUUCUCAAUCUGUGUGAACCCAGCUCAGAGCCCCCUGUGAUCUAUCAUAACAACACUCUGAGAGAGCCUUAAAUACUAAAGUGAAAAAAAAAGAACAAAAAAGACUUGUAUGUUAUUUAUUUCAUUUUUAUGUUUCUGGGAGCUUCAUUUAUUUUAUUUUAUUGUAAUUUAUUUUUUGAAAGUCCUCCCAUCUUUAUUUAUAAAGAAAAAACAAAAAAAACAAAAAAAAAAGCACCACAUGGCCAAAACACAGCCAUGUACAGCCAAGGAACUGUAAACUUCAUGUACAACAGCAGCCGUGUGCGCGUGUGCCUGUGUGUCGAAUGUCUGUGGAUGAAGAUUGUUGCCAUAUAGAGAAACCACAGCGUGUUUUCUCUUCAUAUCAGGUUGUGGUGUCUAUAGAACAUAUUGUUUUCAGUACGUUUAUCUAAAACACAUUGAACGAAAAAAACAAAAAAACUUGUUGUCGAAAAGGAGGAUUGGCAAGGGUUGGGUCUGUUGUGAGAUCUGGCCUGUGUCUUUAGUCAUAUAGAACUCUCACGAGGCUAAAUACACCAGUGUGAAAGGGACGCCGCUGUCCUGUCCAAUUAGAGCCAAACAACAUCCGGAAAGGAGCCGGAAAAGGGAGAGAAGAAAAAUUUGUGCAUUCAAAAUAUUUUCAAAAAAACUUACAAAUAAGGGAAGAAUGUCAGAGACUUUCUUUUGCGUUCUGGUUUUGUGACUUCCUGCGAUGCAUGCAAAAAAUAAAAAAAUAAAUUAAAAACUGCUCACAAAAUAACGAGAACAAAACAUUUCAGAAUUGGUGGAAGAGAGAAGAAUUUAUUAGCUUGGACAAACACUUGCGAGAGAAAGGUUUGCAAAGCCAAAAUGUGUGGAGGAGGGAGUAACGAUGUUCUUUUUCCAUACAGUAACGUUCAAUGUAGAAUGUGAUGUGAAUUUGGACCCUGCCCCACUCUGCCUUUAUUCCAGGACUCCAGACAGAUGAAGAUGCUUUCGCAGAUGAAUUUAACAAAGAGAAUAAAACAAAUUUUAUUACGAGUAGAAUCUAUAUAUAUAUAUAUACAUAUAUAAAUAUGCAGAGAUAUUUAUCAAAAUGACUGGUAUUUGUUUAUUGGUAAAAAGAGAGUUGUGUUUUAAUGGAAAAAUGUUGUCAUUAACCCCCUCAGCAUCAGCUGCGAUACAGGUAGAAAGUCUGUUAUAAUUAGCGCUCUUUUCCCGAUCAUCUUAUCUUUAGUGGGGAGUGGGAGUGAGCGCAAUGAUUGAAAAUGUAAAAAUAAAGUCCGUGUUCCUUUGAGAAGAGGUGGGUGAGAAACCAAGACCUGUGAUCGGUGCUUGGCCUCUUUGCAAUAUAAUAAUUCUAGUGGGAAAUGAGUCUGGAGAGGAUACAUGUGUAUCAGGUCUCUUUAGAUUACUCUACUCAUAGAUGAGGCCGGAAAACGCUUCCAUUGUGAACAAACCUUGUAUUUAUGCAUAACGUCUAUAGAAUGUAUGAAGCUCCAUGGAUGGAGAGUAGUGUGCAGACUGCACUUACGGGGAAUGGCAUCCAACGAAUAGCUUUGUUUUCUCUUAAAUUCAGAAUGCACUUUAAAAAUGAACAUGUAAAAACCUUCUGAAGAUGAUUGGCUUCAUCUCACAGGAGGCAAACACUUCCAGAUUCCUCCUAGAAGCCACAUAACCCCAUGCUUGGCUGCUUUAGGAUCCUUAUUAGAGCCCUAAAAUGGCAACAUGGCUGCUAAAUAGCUCACAAGACAAAUUGUGCCUUUUGUACCAAAAUAUAAAAGUGACCGCACCUUGAACACCACAAAGAAAAAUGACUUUAACCCUGUCCGCUCCUGAAGGGGUUAAUGACAAGGUAACAUACUAACCCUUUUACCUCCUGGCAGUGUUGUGGUGGGAAGUUUAGAACAGUCACUGGUAAUCAGUCAGGGGGUCUGCUCUUAGGACACUUUCAUUGUCAGCUCUCUCCGCGGGGACAGUGCAGGACCAGUGUCACUUGCAAUCAUUUCACAGUCCACCGACCAUAAAUACAAUAGAGGUAAAGUUCUAUCUAGGAUAUCAGUGUUCUCUUUGUAAGCACAAUGGCUGACAGGUCGCAGGGGGCACCUCUGAAUAUUUGUGGUCGCCUGUUGUCCUGCCAGUCUACUGGGAAAGAAUACACAAAAUCAAAAGAACCUGUCCAGGAGUUAAAGGGGCUAAUUGUACCAGAUAUUAAAAAAGAUAAAAGAGUAUUUCUAUUUAAAAAUGUGUAUUUUUGCUUUUCUGCUGUGAUUUAUAUUCCUGUAACUUCUUUGGCCUGUACAUGUGCAAGGAACGCAGUUCAGGGGCUCUCCAACUGAGCUAUGUAUAUUGGAUACUGGCUGGUGCUAUGUAUGUAGUCCAGCUGUCAUCUUUAUGUGCAACAGUCCAGAAAGAUGUCUUCCCAUCACUGAUAAAAGAGCUGUCUGGAUAUUUAUUGACUUAAUGCAUUUGCAAAACCUUCUGCCAUAGUAGAAGAUAUAGAGUGUGAGCUCGAGGAAGUUAUAAGCCUUCACACAUAACUGCAAUGAGGUGAAGAAGUGACACCAUCUCAUGCUCUGUGAUAAUUUAAAGAGUGUUAAUCUGGACUCCUUAAGAUAUGAAGCGUGAGGGCACAUACUGCCAGGAAUAAGCCGGCACAUCUUGUGCCCCCCAGCUCUGUAUCACGGAAUAAGGGGCGAUAAAGUCCUCCUCAUUGCCGAUUACAUUACAUGGGUAGCAAACUAAAGCUACAGCAUCAGGAGCUACAUACCAUCAAUUCUUCCUCUGAGAAGACCAUGAUUGCAGAAUUUCAUUAAUCACAUUCAGGUACAUUUAUCUAUUCCAACAUUUAAAAAAAAAAAUCGAGGAGAGGACAGAUGGGGCUGCUGUGGUAGCACUUUUGCUUCCAUUCUUAACACAUAUAACCCAACCUGGAAAAUGGAGCUCUAAAAAGAUCUAAAUAUUAAUAUAUCGUUUUUAUUUGGUUCUAUUUAGUAGAUUUUUUUUCUUCACUUGAGAGUAUUAGACCUGUUCACAGCUUCAUGGUCAGUAGCCCAUUCUGCAGACCAUUCAGCGUUGGUUUUAGUCCUACCAAUUUUAUUCUGCAAAUUAUCUCUACCCAAGGGAGGCCAAAGACAGUAAUUACAUGCCACAGUCCUGAUUUUGCACUCUCUGCACACUCUUUAGAACAAAAAUAAAAAAAUACAUCUGACUGACAAAUGGGCUCCACAUCUCUUAGUCAGAUUAACCAACUUGUGCGCCAACAGUUCCUAUGAUCUAAUGUUUGGGUUGACUAUAGCUAUGUGGUCAGUGGCCAAUUAUGCAUUUUUAGUCCUACCCAUUUUACUGUGCAAAGUUGGCUCUACCAAAGGGAGGCCAUUCACAAUAAUUACAUGGGAUGGUUCUUACCCUUGGACCUUUGUGAACUUUCUUUGGAAUUGAGCCCUUAGGCCCCUUUCACAUGUGCGGACUGACCAGGUCCACCAGUCAAAUUUUCAGGCGGACCCUCCAGUCUCCUCUUUGGAGCGGCAGGUGUUGACAGACAUGUGGCCGUCGACACCUGCCAACAUCCGAUCCUGUCCGCCACCCGUCUGGUGGAGCAGAUCAGAUGGCAGUCAAAUGUAAACAGACUUGUGGUCCGUUUACAUCCAACUGCCCACAGAGGAGAGGUGGGCUGUGUCUGUGACCAGCCACCCGUCUGCUCAUCGGGGAUCAGCGGACAGAUUCCCCGCUGACCAGGCAGACUCCAACGGAGCCCGCCUAGUGUGUAAGGGGCCUUAAGAUUUUCCAGCUGGUGUUCCAAUAGUACUUUUGUGAGACAUCCGCCAUCUAUGGUCUUUCUAAACUCAUUUAUCAGUACAUGUCCUUGCUUUUGUGUUUCUGUCCCAAACUCUCCAAUUCACUAAAUGAUUUACCCAAGAUCUGCUCAAAAAAGUUUGUAUGGAAAAAUGCUGUUACUAACAACCUUGUGACAAAUGAUCCACAAGAUAUAAAUUAUAAAGUUCAGGAAAGAUGAAGCACGUUUGUCAUACUUUGGAUAAUAAUAAACUAGAUAAAUGGUGCUAAUAGGACAAGCAGCCCAAGUCCAUUAAAGUUCAACUUGAACAAAUAGUCCUGUAAUGCUAUCCACAAGCUCACUUAGGGCAGCCAUCACAGAGUAGAAAGCAGUCUCAGUAAUGAAGCAAAAAGGGAGAAAGGGGAUCCCCAAUAAGUGUAGCAUUAAAAUCAUCCAGUUUAUUCAAAUACAAUUGGCAACUCACUGGGUGAACAAAAAAAUGGCAUGUAUAUCUCCACAAGAACUUGUGGAGAUAUACCUUUGAUCUGUUAAUCCAGUGAGUUGACAAACCAUUUUUUAAUAAACUGGAUGGGUUUAAUGUUACACUUACUGGGUGCCCACUUUCUCCCUUUUUGUUUUUAGUACAAGGCUGCUUUCUACUCUGUGAUGGCUGCCCUAAGUGAGCCCGUGGAUAGCAUUACAGGACUUUGUUAUCUGUUAAUCCAGUUGCCAAUCAUAUUUGAAUAAACUGGAUGGGUUUAAUGCUACACUUACUGGGCACCCCCUUUCUCCCUUUUUUAUACACUGGAUAAUGGCAAGGACAACUGAAAAAUUGUCUCAGGGCACUUAUUAGAAGACCUAGGAACACGGGUCCUGGGUGCCUGGUUCUAGCAACUCUCUGUUCAGUAU